This is a messenger RNA of Pristis pectinata (smalltooth sawfish), 3287 nucleotides long. RefSeq names its product LRP2 binding protein (gene lrp2bp). Gene Ontology annotation, molecular function: protein binding. Bases 197 to 1276 code for a protein of 359 amino acids. The transcript is spliced from 10 exons. The record is from RefSeq and is a predicted model, not a curated record. Lineage: Eukaryota; Metazoa; Chordata; Chondrichthyes; Rhinopristiformes; Pristidae.
AACGGGUGUUGCUGCAACAUCUGAAAUGCGGCAAGGCCGCAGCUCCAGUGCGAGGUCCCCGGACCAUGUGGAUGGGUCUGGGUCUGGUGCCAUCGCUGCAGCCGCGCCUCAGCAUGGAGGAUGUGGUUGUAUGAUCCUCUACUGGAUGUUCAUGUCUCUUAAACAUUACCUUCCUAGUUAAACGCAUCCAUACUGUAUGGAAAGCAAAAGCAAAAACCGUCCUCUUUUGCAGUCUAUAAAUCGAAACAAGUUAACAUGUGAACCAUUGCCUCAGAAGCAGAAGAGAAAAUGUGCUACAUUGCAAGAACGUGGAAUCAAAAACAAUGCCGCCCGGAAUUUAGCUUCAAACUUCAAACAUGUCACCGAGGUGAGAAAGGCUGAUGUCUUUUUAAGGAAAAGGAUCAGAGAUGGAGAUUUGCAAGCAAAUUUUCUAUUAGGGCAACUCUACUUUGAAGAGGGAUGCUAUGAAGCAGCUCUGGAAGAGUUUAACAAAAUUAAAGAUAAAGACUUCCAAGCCCUUUAUCAGCUGGGUGUGAUGUAUUACGAUGGCCUUGGCACCAAGCAGGAUCCUUCUCUAGGUGUGGAAUAUAUGAACAGAAUUGUAAACACUGAUGACCUGAAAGCAAGCCACUUGAAAUUUGCUGCAUAUUACAACUUGGGCAUUGCUUCCUUUGAAGGAUUUGGAAUCCAACAGUCUGAUUCAGAAGCAGAAAGAUUGUGGCUUCUUGCUGCAGAUGAUGGGAACCCAAAAGCGAGUAUAAAAGCCCAAACUACUCUGGGAAUGUUCUAUAGCAGACCAGAGUCUCAGAAUUUGCCAAAGGCAUUCUUUUGGCAUUCAGAAGCCUGUGGCAAUGGAAGUCUAGAGUCUCAAGGUGCAUUGGGCUUACUGUACCUCACCGGACAGGGUAUCCGUAAGGACAUACAAUCAGCUUGUGAAUGCCUGAAGGAGGCAUCAAGCAGAGGCAACGUUUAUGCUCAGGGUCACUUAGCUGCUUACCUGUAUAGUCGUAAACUGUACAAUAGUGCUGCUGAACUUGCAUACAGGGUUGCCCAGUAUGACAAUAUCCCAUUAAUAGCAAAGGAAACUGAUUGUCUGCCAUCUUAUAUAGCAAAGGGCAUCGCCAUGGCUGCUUUCUACUAUGGGAGAUGUCUACAGUUAGGCUUAGGGACAAAGCAGGAUCAAAUAGAAGCCAGAAAAUACUUCUGCAGGGCAAUUAACAUGGAUCGUGAUAUAGCGACUGACUUGCAUUUUCAAGUUAUAAUGGAAAGAAUUUAAGAAGAAGCCAUUGUGAAGAAAUGUUGUAUAGACACUACUUCAGUGGAUUAUUGUUCUGGCAAUUGUUUUUCAUCAUGUAAUUAACAUCACAUCAUUUUGGAAAUGGAAAAUUGAAGAGGUACCACUAAGUCAAGAGUAAAAAUGGCCUAUAGCUCCUGGAAAAAUAUUCUUCAACUCCUUAGUACUUGAUGAGAAUAAGUUCGGACAAUAUAAAUCUGAGCCAUUUGAAAUGAGUUUGUGAACAUUUAGACCAUGUGAGAUCUGCCAUUUUUAAAAGAAAAAUGCUCCUCCAAUACUUUUAGCUUGUGUUCCUGUGGCAAAUGUUGCUUAAGAAGAUUUGUCAUGUGACAGUAGACAAGGAGCAUAGCAAUGGCAAAGACCCAAUCUUUGAUUUAGAAAAAUCUCUCAAAGCAUUUUGGAGGCAUGACCAAAAAUUGCAAACCAAAUCUUCGGAAAUAUUAGGAGAUACAAAAGCAACAGAGUAUACAUACCAGGAUCUGAAAUAUUAACACAAAAUGCUGGAGAUACUCUGCAGCUCAGACACGUCCGGUGCUGUCUGUGUGGAGUUUGCACAUUCUCAUGCGAGUGCAUGGGUAUGCAUCCUGGGUGCAGCAGUUUCCUCCCACAUCUCAUCGAGGUGAAUUGGCUACUGUAAAUUGCACAUAGGGGAGGUGGGUGCUAGGAGAAUCAGGGUAGAGUUGAGGGUCAAUUGAGAGGGAGGAAAGAACAGAAAAAUAAGUGGGGAAUGGGAUUUUUGGGAUUGCUCUGAGAGCAAUGGGUCAAAUGGCCUGCUGAUAGGUCAUUGACCUGAAAUGUUAACCACCCAUGUGCUCCCUGACCUGCUGAGUAGCUCCAGUACUUUUUGUUUUUAUUGGAGAUAUUUGAAGUAUGAGGUGAAGUUGAGUCAUGGAUCUGAGCUUUAAGGAUCAUUGUAAAUGGAAGAGCGACACUUAGGGUAGGAUAUUCCAAGUCCUAAGACAUAGUUGAGGAUAAUAGGGGAAAAAAUAAAAGGAAGAGAUAAUGCGACAAACAGCACAAGUCUGAAGAACCAGCAAUGUUUGCUGUUGCACAUAGUGAGUAGUGUGCAAAGUAGAAUAUACAUUUGUACUUAGAGAUUUUUGGAACAGUAAGACAAGAAGUCUUGUAUUUUGAGAGUAUGUAAACAUUGGAGACAAUGUGCAAGAUCAUGUGAUAGCUGCAGCAAUACUGCCUUACCACUAUGGGGAGCACUGAGCUGAGAUUAGUUUGACAAUCUUCCUUGCCUUGACCUCUUCUCAACCUGAACAUCUAAUCUGGAAUGAACUUCUUUGCCAGACUAUUAAAUAGCCCCUAUCUGCUAGCUUGAGUGGUCUCCUGAUGCUGUUCUCAAUUUCUAGGCUCGCCAACAUGAUUUCUGGUUCCUAACAAAACAAAUCUUCAACCCUUAUUACUAGAGAGUGAGUUUGAACUUCACAGAUCUGAGCCAAGUUGAAUUGAAUGGGUAAAAAUUUCGACCAUUUUAAAUGUACAAUAUAUUUUAGAAGAAUAUUCAAUACUUUUAGCUUGAGGUCUUUUGGCAAAUGUUGCUUAAAAAGAUGUCUGUAGUAGCAGACAGCCUAGCAAUGGAGGUGGCCAAAUAUUUGAUUUAGAAAAGCAUCCCAAAGCAUUUCAGAAGUGCGAUCUAAAACUGCAAAUAAACGCAGUGCAGAAAAAGUGCCUCCUUUGUGAGAUGGUGUGUAAAUUUGUCCACACAGCAACUGUUUGCACUUUGUUUCAAAAUGCUCUUGGUUCCUCUGUGAAAUUGGUAAAACUUUGCUGUAAAUUCAGGUUCUUUCUUAAAUGAAAUAAAUUCUUGUUGGUGUGUUAUUUUAACAAAAUCAUAAAACAUGAAUAGAAAUAAAAUAUAUUUAAGAAGUUCUAUGGUUUUGUUAAAAGACUAACAUUGGGUCCAUUUGGUUGAUAUUGACGGACACCUCCAGCAGGUGUGGAAUUUACCUCAAAUGCUGAACGAUGUGAAUGAAAUAAAACUGAA